AUGUUCGAGCAGAAGAUCAACUCCGGCCCAGUUCGUGAGUACUUUGAGACGCUGGGCUUGGACGUAUGGGAUCCAUGGUCCUUUUUCAAGCUGCUGGACUCCGAUGGUGGCGGCUUUGUGGAGAUCGAGGAGCCUUUGUGGAACGCGUUUCAAGGGAAGGAGGGCAG
This is a messenger RNA of Symbiodinium necroappetens, 167 nucleotides long. NCBI's taxonomy places the organism in Eukaryota, Dinophyceae, Suessiales, Symbiodiniaceae. The record is from the annotation of a GenBank genome assembly.